AUGGGAAACAUGCGCAAAGUCACCAGACUAAUCCUUGCCGGACUCUCCCCCAGCCCUCUACAGACCAGAAUCAUCAAGGCAUACAUCAGUAACCUGCUCAGGUGUAACCAGCCCAAACGUGCCUACGCCCUCCUUGCCCGCUUUGACUUCAGCCCACACAUCGACCUCCUUGCAGAGGCACAGCGCAUUGGCGGCAGAUUUGCCCCCAUGGCCAUCUGGAUCAGCCGCCAGCCACUUCUGGGCCAGAAGUGGAAGCACCAAGGCAUUGGAUUGAACUUUCUGUUGCCCUACAUGAUGUAA
Puccinia triticina is the source of this 300-nucleotide messenger RNA. RefSeq lists its product as uncharacterized. The transcript is spliced from 2 exons. The record is from RefSeq and is a predicted model, not a curated record. The coding region runs from base 1 to 300 and encodes 99 amino acids. Lineage: Eukaryota; Fungi; Basidiomycota; Pucciniomycetes; Pucciniales; Pucciniaceae.